AUGAGGAGCCUGUGGCCACCUCUGCCCCUCUUGCUGAUCGCUUUGGCGCCGGGCUUAUCGCCGGCCGCCGCCCAAGACUCGAGCUCUCAGUCCACCGUGUCCGUUUAUGUCCCCGGAUACGAAACUCAGAACUGGGAAGACCUGGCCGGCAGCGUUGUCACCAGUGACAGCACCGCGACGACAUAUACCGUGUUCUGUGCUGAUACGAAUGACUGCCAAAUAUCGGGGCCGCUGCCAUUCACCUUUGCCGAGGGACCGAGCACGUUCCGCUACUCUGGAUCGAUAGAAAGCCGGCUUACGGCCGUGAUAUCAUGUCAGCUAGCAUCCACGACCGCCGCGACGUGUACCGAGUAUUCCUCUUUCGGCUCGGAUUUCAAGGAGAACAACAUCACAGGCCCAACUGAAACGACCCGUACGGUGACCUAUUCCGGAUCUGACGUGCAAUGGGGUACGUUGGUCUUGACAACGCCCGCGCCCGCACCUGCAUCGCCGACCGUUGAUAGUCCGGAUGGGGGGAUAGACCCCUCGGAUACGGCGUGGUACUUUCCUUCACCGACGAGCACAUCCUGGGCCAAGGGGAGGUCAGAUUUAAGAUCCGCGCUGGUGCUGGGAGUCUCGGUGCUGGCGGCUGCAUUGAUGUUGUGA
Messenger RNA from Diaporthe citri, 645 nucleotides. RefSeq lists its product as uncharacterized. The transcript is spliced from 3 exons. The record is from RefSeq and is a predicted model, not a curated record. Lineage: Eukaryota; Fungi; Ascomycota; Sordariomycetes; Diaporthales; Diaporthaceae. Bases 1 to 645 code for a protein of 214 amino acids.